AUGACAAGUGCGGCUUUUCGAGCUUUUUGGAACAAUCCUGUUGGUCCAAAAACUACUCAUUUCUGGGGUCCUGUUUCAAACUCGAGUUUUUUCAUUUCUGGGAUGAUCGAUACACAAAAACCUCCCGAAAUGAUAUCUGGCAACGUGACCGGAGCAUUAUGUGUGGCAUCAAUGUUGCUGAUGAGGUUUUUUGCAUGGAUGGUUCAACCCCGGAACUAUUUGCUCCUAGCUUGUCAUGCUUCUAAUGAGACUGUGCAACUUUAUCAGUUCUCUCGUUGGGCUCAAUAUCAUGGGUAA
This is a messenger RNA of Papaver somniferum (opium poppy), 297 nucleotides long. RefSeq names its product mitochondrial pyruvate carrier 1-like. Bases 1 to 297 code for a protein of 98 amino acids. Gene Ontology annotation, biological process: pyruvate import into mitochondria. The record is from RefSeq and is a predicted model, not a curated record. Lineage: Eukaryota; Viridiplantae; Streptophyta; Magnoliopsida; Ranunculales; Papaveraceae. Gene Ontology annotation, cellular component: mitochondrial inner membrane. The transcript is spliced from 4 exons.